Molecule: messenger RNA, 2211 nt
Organism: Epithele typhae
Lineage: Eukaryota; Fungi; Basidiomycota; Agaricomycetes; Polyporales; Epitheliaceae
Exons: 5
Coding region: 1-2211 (736 amino acids)
Biological process (GO): regulation of DNA-templated transcription
Molecular function (GO): sequence-specific DNA binding; zinc ion binding
Source: RefSeq, a predicted model, not a curated record
AUGGUAUCUAAUCCUCCUCCGCCUACUCAGAACACCGAUCGCCAAACCGCUUUGCCGAAGGUCGGCGAAACGCGCUGCUACUGGUGUCUCCUCAACCCCGACCUCGUCUUCCUCUACCUCGACCCCGUCCUCGCUUCCCACUUAGGAGAGCAGGCCGACCUGCUCGUGGGCAAGUCUCUUCUCACUUAUGUCCACCCCGACGAACAAGCCUCAGCCAAGCUCGAUCUCGGUUCUGUUUUGGAGGAGAGGACCUUGCAUGGUAGUGUGACUCGAGUACGCUAUUCCCGGCUCUCACGGGUCCGCAGGCAGCUAGGGUACACAGGCCCGGGUCCGGACUGGCUGGACGCCGAGAAGAUCGCCGUAGACCAAAACUACAUGGCCGUUGACAUCGUCAUCAACUACGCCGCAGACGGCCUUGUUCUUUGUUUCAUCCAUGCCGCCGUCGACCUCACUCCGCGCGACAACGACGAGCACCACAAGACCGGUUGGACCAACUGGUGCGGCACUCCGAACGUCGACAUGAGCCAAAUCCAGCUCCUAUUCAGUCGGUUGCAGACGUCCUUACCCCAACCCUCGACUCUCACCCGCGUUUUUCAAAUCCUCUCAAACUCACCCGACCGGUCUCUGUGUUUGAGUUGGCCUCAGGAGCGCCCGGGCGAGACUGCGUCGAAGGACUUCGCGCGCUUGGCGGAAGGAGUGCAGAUCCACAGCUCCGAAACUGACGCUAGAACAAGCUGUACCCGGCGCUACAAGUCAUCUCAGGUCAUGGAGCUCUCAUCGGGUGACAAACGAGAGGUGGAGAGUGUAUUCAUCCCUCAUGGCGCCAUUAUCUUCGCGUGCCACAAAGCAAGUUCAUUUCCCCGCAAUGGCGUUGCGGGAAAUAGCGGGUUGCACCAAUCUGGCUACCACUCGACUAGUUACGCGCCACAAGGAGGCGCUCAGUACUACGAGGCCCAUCCUCAAAACGUCCCUCAGAACACUCACGUCUCCUCACUUCCUUACCCCUACAGCUCCCACCCUCAGUCACCAAUGGCCUCCUCCUACCCCCCCAACCCCUGGAUGAACAUGGAGCCCGGCAACCAGUACGCUCACUGGGGCCCGAGCUCUGUUCCGAACGGCGCCCCCGUCAGCAGCAUCCGCUCCUCGUCGUACUCCACCGCCGCGCCUUCCCAGCAAACGCAUCAACAAUGGGCAUCCCAGUCGUCGUACAUCGACUCCGGCUCUCCUGUCUCGCCCAUCGACCCUUCCGCGCCGAGCCCGGGAGGGAUGUAUCCGACGUCGGGACCUUCGGAUGUGGACGAGCAACAGCCACCGUCUCCCCCGAGCGACCUCGUCCCUGCCCCAAGGUCCGGUCGGCGGAACAACCGGGAUCAGUACAGCAACGGUGGGCGCACGUCGGGAAACCCUCCCGUCGGCAUCACCAAGUGCGCGAGCUGCAAGGCGACCCAUAGUCCGGAGUGGCGGAAAGGGCCGAGCGGGAAGAAGGACCUCUGCAACGCGUGCGGGCUUCGCUUCGCCAGGUCCCGCGCCAAAAAGGAAGGAGGCAGCCAACGCCGCCGCAAGGACCGCGCGAUGAGCACGCUGUCCUCCAAGGCCGAUCCAUCGCCCUCGGCGUCUCCUGUCAGUGCUUCAUAUCCGGGCAUGCGUCGAGGCAGCUUCUUUGAGGAGGGGUCCUUCCUAUCGACCUCCUCAGCAGGCUCCGGCUCAGGGAACGACAGCUUCUCCCACGCCCCGAGCUUCGAAGGCAGUGGCAUGACGCCUUCGCCCUCGCCCCCAUCCGCCGGUCUGCACUAUGCCCAGAACCAGUCCGUCAACUACCCUUCGUCCAUGGCAACCGACCCGCGGGCGGGCAGCUACGGCGGCCAUCCUUCGGCCAACCAAUACUACCAUCUCCCUGGCCCACCCUCCCACCACCUUGCUCAAUCCGCUCCACACCCCCACGUCUCCGCGCACGGCCACUCGGGCCACCACAUGCCACCUGCGCGCCUCGACACGCUCAUGUCUUUCCAUCACCGGCUUUCCCCCAUGGUCUCACCCUCCUCUCCUGCCUCGAACUCGCCGCUCAGCGCCGGCCUUACCGCCGCCUCUUACGAGCGCGACAAGCGGCACGAGCGCGACCAAGACCAUCUGUUGAUGGCCCAAGCAUCGCUCGGCCAUGAGCAAGCGUACCGCAUGGGAAAGGCUUACUUGCCGCACGACGCGCCGUUCUAG